This is a messenger RNA of Aspergillus novofumigatus IBT 16806, 522 nucleotides long. RefSeq lists its product as uncharacterized. The record is from RefSeq and is a predicted model, not a curated record. Bases 1 to 522 code for a protein of 173 amino acids. NCBI's taxonomy places the organism in Eukaryota, Fungi, Ascomycota, Eurotiomycetes, Eurotiales, Aspergillaceae. The transcript has a single exon.
AUGAAAAAGCAUCAUUUCAGCAGUCUCCACAGCUGCCAUCGCUGCAGUGCGGAAUACUUUUUGCCUCUCAAGGAGUGGGUUAAAAAGUGUGCAAUCUCAGGGAAACCUGAGGUGGCAAAAGAAGCUAGUCAGACCUAUUUAGCUAGCAUCAAGAAAACGUUAAAAAACGGGCUCAUGGUAAGGAAAGAUUCCAUAAAGAUCUGUCCUCACGGGGCACUGCGAAUGAUCAGAGAAGAGGCGCCUCAGGAGUGCAAGAAAAGUCAGGAUAUGGCCGAUGGUGCAUGGUUUAAGAAUGUGACUGUUGUAUAUAAUAUAUUGAAAUGGUUCAAUGUGGAGACAGCUCACCAGAUCCUCUUUGAUAAGGGAGAUAAUUUUCUUUACAAUGGCCCUUUACUGGUGUUCAAGGAUGAGGAUUUUACAUGUCUUCAGAACGCAGAAGCUGUCGUGCAGCUGAUAUGGGAAGAUCACCGCACGGUAGAGUCAGUAGUAUGUUUGAUAAGACUGGAUCAAUGGGACUAUUAG